AUGUUUUGUGCAAUUUCGGGAGUGUCUCCUCUGCACCCAGUCAUUUCUAUCAAGUCAGGCUACGUGUAUGAGCGAAGUUUGAUUGAGAAAUAUCUUAAGGAGAACGAAGGCAAGGAUCCGAUCACUGGGGAUACUGUUGAGCUUUCUGAGCUUGUCGACGUGAAAACAGUUCCAUCCGCUCCUGCCCCACCACCCCGAGCUCCUAACCUUUCAUCGGUGCCGGCUCUUCUGGUCACUCUUCAGAACGAAUGGGACGCCAACAUGCUCGAGUGUUACGAGUUGCGCAAGCAAAACGCAUCUCUACGUCAAGAGCUGUCCCACGCCCUUUACAAGGAGGAUGCAUCAAUGCGUGUUCUCGCUCGAGUACUCAAAGAACGCGAUGAAGCUCGCGAGGCGCUCGGGAGUGUACAGUCAUCCCUCGGUCUCACUAAUUCGUCAGAGACGAAGACCAAUGGGAACGACACGGAAAUGAAGGAUGCUGCUGAACCUCAGGGCCUGCCCGAGGCAGUCGUAGAUCGUAUCGAUACAACUUCCAAAGCUCUGAUGGCCACUCGCAAAAAACGACAAGUUCCCGCUGGCUACGCGUCUCCGGCGGCAUUGAAGACUUACGUUCAAAAGACAUCUAUACCAUCCCUCCAUUCGACCAAACCUCCUGGCAUUACCUGCCUGAAAGUCACCGGUUUGGAUGAUAAUUUGAUUGUAACCGGUGGGAUGGAUAAAGUAGUUCAAAUCUACGACCGCACGACAGAGAAAGUUCUUGCUACGAUGAAAGGCUCCACCAAAAAGAUCAGCUCGAUCGCAGUCGUUGGAGGUCAGAAUGCGACGUCGGAAGUACUACCUAAGAUGAUUAUUGCUUCUUACGAGAAAACCAUUCGGUUCUGGGUCCCCAGCGCAAAGAAAGUGGGAUACGUCGCCGGUGGCACCAUCGUCCAAUCCGACGAAGUUACAGGCAUCGACCUCCAUCCAUCAGAAUCUCUACUGCUCACCGGUUGCGGAGACGGUUCGUGGUCCCUUCACGAUCUCGAACAUCCAUCCGGAACGCCUAAGACAAUUCUCUCAGUCUCCCUGAAUGAUUUACCCCCCGGCACAAGUAUCAGCUCAGUUAAAUGGCAUCCUGAUGGUGUAAUUCUAGCUGUCGGGCUGUCGAAUAGCGCUUUGAAGGUGUUUGACGUGAAGACGGCGACUUGCGUGGCCGACUUCGAGGGACACACGGCUGUUGGUGGUGGACCGAUCAAAUCAAUGUGCUUUAGCGAAAAUGGCUAUUCUUUGGCGACGACGGCUCAACACUCGGCCGCGAUCAAACUUUGGGACCUGCGAAAAUUAACCAACUAUCACACCAUUACCCUCCCCGAAGGCUACGAACCUGCCCAGGUAGCUUGGGAUUACAGCGCUCAAUUCAUCGGAGUUGUUGGAAACGAUUUGCGAAUUUGGCAAAACAAGACGUGGGAAGAAUUGGUAGUGUAUGACAACAACGCUGCCGAACUGACCGGUCUCAACUUCAUCAGAGCUGGAAGCGAAAUCAUCGUCGGGGGUAUGGAUCGUACUGUCACUAUACUCUCUGCCCCUGUUGUUGCCAAUGAUUCAGCCGCCUCUUAA
Messenger RNA from Puccinia triticina, 1596 nucleotides. RefSeq lists its product as uncharacterized. Gene Ontology annotation, cellular component: cytoplasm; Prp19 complex; U2-type catalytic step 1 spliceosome. The coding region runs from base 1 to 1596 and encodes 531 amino acids. Gene Ontology annotation, molecular function: ubiquitin protein ligase activity; protein binding. NCBI's taxonomy places the organism in Eukaryota, Fungi, Basidiomycota, Pucciniomycetes, Pucciniales, Pucciniaceae. The transcript is spliced from 4 exons. The record is from RefSeq and is a predicted model, not a curated record. Gene Ontology annotation, biological process: mRNA splicing, via spliceosome; protein ubiquitination; DNA repair.